Messenger RNA from Perognathus longimembris pacificus (Pacific pocket mouse), 3006 nucleotides. It is a transcript of the gene Tcp11, whose product is annotated as t-complex 11. The record is from RefSeq and is a predicted model, not a curated record. NCBI's taxonomy places the organism in Eukaryota, Metazoa, Chordata, Mammalia, Rodentia, Heteromyidae. The coding region runs from base 60 to 1646 and encodes 528 amino acids. Gene Ontology annotation, cellular component: sperm flagellum; acrosomal vesicle. The transcript is spliced from 11 exons. Gene Ontology annotation, biological process: regulation of sperm capacitation.
GCGGACCGACGCUGGAGAGGGCGGCCGGCGGCGGCGGCGGCGGAGACAUCACCAGCAAGAUGCCGGACGUGAAGGACAGCGCGCCCCCGAAGAACGCCGGCGCCGAGAGCGGCUCGCGGGAGCCGAAAAAGCCCGGGCCGCCCCGGAAGGAGGACAGCGGUCCCCAGGACCCCGCCUCACGUGUGACAGAAACUGAAGCUUCCAAGACUAACACCAAGGUUGGGACAAAUCAUGACACCCACACAGAGGAGAAGACUUUACCUCCCAGCAGGUCUUCAGAAGAGGAAGCAAAAGAUGCAGCCUUUUCAAGACUCAGACCAAUCGUAAAGAUAGGCAAAAAGAAAGAAGAGCUUAGACAACGCAACAGUCGUCUGGAAAGUAAGGUCAAGGAGACAAUGCACAAUGACUUUUGGGACCAUCUUAAAGAGCAGCUAUCAGCUACUCCUCCUGACUUCAGUUGUGCUCUUGAACUUCUGAAAGAAAUUAGAGAGAUCUUGUUAUCGCUGCUAUUACCACGCCAAAACCGCCUAAGAACUGAGAUCGAAGAGGCUUUGGAUAUGAAUUUCCUCCAGCAGGAAGCCGAUCGUGGAGCCUUGAAUAUCUCUUACCUUUCUAAGUACAUUCUCAACGUAAUGACUUUGUUGUGUGCACCAGUUCGAGAUGAAGCGGUGCAAAAACUUGAGAACAUUACAGACCCUGUUCGGCUGUUGAGGGGGAUAUUCCAAGUUCUGGGCCUGAUGAAAAUGGACAUGGUGAACUACACUAUCCAGAGCCUCCAGCCCCAGCCCCAGGAGCAUUCCAUCCAGUACGAGCGCGCCGUGUUCCAGGAGCUCCUCAACGAGCAGCCUAGCCUCCUCAAUCACACCACCAAAUGGUUGACCCAGGCGGCAGCCGACCUCACCGCGCCACCACCAGCCUGUCCUGACGCCUCCGACUCCUCCAGUGCGGCCGGCCCCUCUCCCAACGAGGGAGCCGCCAACCAAGAGCCUCUCAACCCCGCCAUGGUGUUGUCCCAGGGCUUCUUGAACCUCCUUCUCUGGGACCCUGAAAAUGAAGAGUUCCCCGAGACCCUACUGACAGACAGAGCCCGGCUGCAGGAGCUCGAGUCUCAGUUGCACCAGUUAACCAUCCUGGCCUCGGUCCUGCUAGUGGCCAGUAGUUUCUCUGGAAGUGUCUUGUUUGGCUCACCCCAGUUUGUGGAUAAACUGAAACGCAUCACCAAGUCCCUCUUGGAGGAAUUUAAUUCCAAGCCUGAGGAGGCGAUGCAGAGUGUGAGCGAACAGGUGUCCCAGGAGAUCCACCAAAGCCUCAAGACCAUGGGUCUUGCUGCUCUGAGCAGCGACAACACGACAUCUCUGAUAGGACAGCUCCAGAACAUCGCCAAGAAGGAGAACUGUGUCCGUAGCGUCAUUGAUCAGCGGAUCCAUUUGUUUCUCAAAUGCUGUUUGGUUCUUGGUGUGCAGAGAUCUCUGUUAGACCUUCCGGGAGGCCUUUCUCUCAUUGAGGCGGAACUGGCAGAGCUGGGCCAGAAGUUUGUCAGCCUCACACAUCACAAUCAGCAGGUGUUUGGUCCCUACUACACUGACAUCAUAAAGAAACUCAUCUCCCCAUCCCAGGCUGUGAAAACCAAGGUGGAGUCUCUCUGACAGCACUGGCUCAGAGCUCCAGGAGAAAAAGCCCAUCAUCUUCCUGGGGUAACAUUGCUGGUGACCAGCAGAGUAGUAAUCCUCCCACCUGCCCCUACCAGCCAGCACACCAGGGCUGUAGGAACAAAGCAUAUGAACUGAACAGUUGGCACAAAUCUACUCCCUAAUAAACUUCUGAACUGCAAGCAACAUCCACUCUCAGUGUGCUGCAGCUGAGCCAGCUAAGAAACCAACAAGCCCCCUCUGGCCGUGCGCACGCAGCGAUGACAGCCAACACCCCGGCGCCAGGGCUGGGUUUCCAAGGGUAAAGCAUUGCUCUGAGUGGUCUGAGAACUUGGCAGAGGUGUCUAACGUGAGUGCAGGGCUUCUCCGCAAGCCUUUUGCUUGCUGUCCAGUUAUCUUAGGAGAGGUCAUGGUUACCAGGUUCAUUUCCAGGACUGGAUCCCCUGAGGUUUCCGAUGCUACAUAAAAGAAUAGUUAGAACUUGAGUGUCGUCUUUGGUCCAAAGUAGUGUGGAGCCAGCAGGCAGGAGGGAGACAGAGGUAAGCAGCCAUUCUGUUCUGUUGAGGACAGGUUUCAGUGUUGAUCUCUAAUCUUUAAGUUUAGAGCAACUUGUGGUUCAUGACAGGAGACUGGUUCAUGCCAAAGGGAAAGCAGCCUCUACGCUCCUGCUGCUGCCAGGCAGUGUGCUGGUGAGUGUUCCUUGCCACUGAUGGCAAGUGGGAGUCAUGCUGGGAAGGGCCUGGCCUGGACUCCUCUCUGUACAGUUCCAACCCAAGGCUUUCAGGCUGCCUCACAGACCAGCCCAAUGCAGUAUGGCUUAUGCUAGGAAAGUGUCUGAUCCAGAUCCGGUCCUUUUUUGUAAUGGACAAGAGAAUGUAGAGACUCAUUUACAUAGGUUCUCUUUGCAAGGUAAAGAAAAAUAAUGUCCUCACUGCCUUUAGGAGAUGGAAGUUGCUGAGUCUUAAUACAAUUUAGGAAUGAUGUAAGGAGGGAUUUCCUUAGGCCCAGGCUUUUCUUCUAAUAUCCAUUUUUAAAGGGAAGGUCCUAGACAGGUGGCAGAGCUAGGUCAGUAGACUGUGACCAGCACACUAGAGGGCAUAGAUCAGUGAAAUCUUGUAACUGGACAGUGUGAUGGGGAAGCCCAGAGUAAGUGGUAUGCUAAACAAACAGGUUUGGCUAUGUGGAGCCUCUGAUUUGCUAUUAGUCAUUUGAAUUUUUUGAAAGUCUCAUUUGGAAGCUUCACUGUCUUAGAAGCAAAUGUAUCUCUGUGAAGAUGCCUGUCUGGUGGUGCAGACACGACACUGGUAACAGAACCUUGCUUUGUGCUUCAUAAUUAAAAUCUGGAGUAAUAAACUUA